Messenger RNA from Entrophospora candida, 350 nucleotides. The record is from the annotation of a GenBank genome assembly. Lineage: Eukaryota; Fungi; Glomeromycota; Glomeromycetes; Entrophosporales; Entrophosporaceae.
AACAACGUAACAGACUGAAGCCAGAACAUGUUGCAAAGUUGGCAAAAAUAGGAUGGUAUAUAAAUCAAACUAAUAAAAACAAACAAAAACAAGAUUCCAAAAAAAAAUUUGAUGAGCCAAUAGUAAUGGAUGAUUGUAAUAAUGAUAUACAGGAAAGCAUAGAUGAAGAUCAAAUUGUAAAUGAAUUGUAUAAUGAAUUUCAAAAUGAUUCUACAUUUUUAAUUGAUGAUGUAUAUACUGUAGAUAAUGGAGAAGAUGAGGUUCCCAAGUUAACAGAAAUUUUUAAUUUUGAGUUAGUUGAGAAAUCAUUAAAAGAUGGUAUCCAAACAAUUAUAGGACCAAUGUAUUAA